Solanum lycopersicum (tomato) is the source of this 1692-nucleotide messenger RNA. Its product is annotated as protein BYPASS1-LIKE. Lineage: Eukaryota; Viridiplantae; Streptophyta; Magnoliopsida; Solanales; Solanaceae. The record is from RefSeq and is a predicted model, not a curated record.
CUGUUAGGGUUCCCAAAAAAAUCCUCUCUCUUUGCCUUUGUAGACUUUGUCUUCUUUCUUCAUAAUUCAUUGAUUUUUUCUUAAUCAAUCUUUUCGUUUGCAUUUGAUUGUUGAUAAUUUGGAGAUUUUAAAAGCCAAUUUAAGUUUUUCAUUGCUUUUCUGGGUUUGAUCUCAAUUUCGCGUUUUGAGAUUUCAAAUUUUCAAUUUUGGUUUUUUUUUUGAGUGUUUCAUGUGAAAAAAAGAGUAAUCUAGAAAUGCCAGUUACAGAUUAUCAAGGAGCAUCUGCAUCUUUCACAAAUUUUGGGAGAUCUCUUUUGAGUAUGCGUCGAGAUCAGGUGCAUUCCAUGGAAGCUGCUCAUGAGGCGACUAGUCAAGAGAUUGAACUCGAAGCUUUCCAGAAGCAAGUGGCUGAGCGUUUUAAUGAAUUAUCUUCUGUUGAUUCUGAUCAAUUGCUUUCGGUUCCCUGGAUCCGUAAGCUGUUGGAUGUGUUCCUCUGUUGCCAGGAGCAAUUCAGGUCUAUUUUGUUCAACAACACUGCUAAUUUGAACAAACCUCCUAUGGACAGAUACGUCACUGAAUAUUUCGAUAGGAGUGUGAAGGGAUUGGAUGUUUGUAACGCGAUAAGGGAUGGAAUUGAGCAGAUAAAGCAGUGGCAGAAGCAGUUGGAGAUUGUUCUGUGUGCAUUGGAAAAUCAGAGGUGUGUUGGUGAAGGUCAAUUUCGUCGUGCUAAGAAGGCUUUGAUUGAUUUUGCAAUUGGUAUGCUUGAUGAGAAGGAGUCUAAUACAUCUGUGGCUCAUAGAAACAGGUCAUUUGGCCGAAACAAUACUCAGAAUGAUCAUAAAUCUUUAGGCCAUUUUAGAUCAUUGUCAUGGAGUGUUUCUAGAAAUUGGUCUGCUGCUAGGCAGCUUCAAGCAAUUGGUAACAACUUAGUUGCUCCAAAAAAUAACGAAAUUGCUGCUACCAAUGGAUUAGCGUUGGCUGUUUUCACAAUGAGUUAUGUGUUAUACUUUGUAAUGUGGGCACUUGUGGCAGCAAUACCAUGCCAGGACCGUGGGUUGCAGACCCAUUUUUAUGUGACUAGGCAAUUCGUUUGGGCCGUCCCAAUCCUAUCACUCCAUGAAAGGAUUUUGGAGGAAUCGAAGAAGAGGGAUCGUAGAAAUGCUUGUGGAUUGUUGAAGGAGAUUCAUGAGAUGGAGAAAUGCGCUCAUCAUAUGAAUGAAUUGAUCGAUACGGUUCAUUUUCCAAUCACAGAGGAAAAAGAUGGAGAAGUGAAGCUAAGAGUUCAUGAACUUGGGCUUGUUUAUGAUGGUUUAAAGAAUGGAUUAGACCCUUUAGAGCGCCAGGUUAGGGAAGUAUUCCAUCGAAUUGUUCGGAGCAGGACUGAAGGCCUCGACUCAAUCGGACGAGGGAAUCAUGAGUGAAACAAUUGUUGGGAACCCAUCAAUUUAGAAUAUGAUAUAUAGAUUUUCCCUUUUCAGUUCUUUUCUUUUUUGGACCUUUUUUAGAUGAGGGAGAAUGGUUAAUGGUGCCAGAAAAAUAAGUAGUUUAAAGAGGUGAAAAUAAUGUAUUCUCACUUCAUAUUUGUAAAGAAAUUUAGGGAAAAAAUGGAUCUUUGAUUCAUUUUUGGUGAUAAUCAUCUUGUUUGGGAUUGUAUAAUCACUUAUGACUUAAGUUUGCUUUUCUAACUCUUUA